Messenger RNA from Gopherus flavomarginatus (Mexican gopher tortoise), 8630 nucleotides. RefSeq names its product transcription factor CP2 like 1 (gene TFCP2L1). Gene Ontology annotation, molecular function: DNA-binding transcription activator activity, RNA polymerase II-specific; RNA polymerase II cis-regulatory region sequence-specific DNA binding. Gene Ontology annotation, cellular component: nucleus. Gene Ontology annotation, biological process: regulation of transcription by RNA polymerase II. The record is from RefSeq and is a predicted model, not a curated record. NCBI's taxonomy places the organism in Eukaryota, Metazoa, Chordata, Testudines, Testudinidae. The transcript has 15 exons. The coding region runs from base 32 to 1459 and encodes 475 amino acids.
CUGGGCGCCUGGCUGCCCCGGGCUCCCCAAGAUGCUGUUCUGGCACACGCAGCCCGAGCACUACAACCAGCACUCCACCGGCAGCUACCUGCGUGAUGUCCUUGCACUGCCGAUCUUCAAACAGGAGGAGCCCCAGCUGUCUCCUGAGAGUGACACCAAACUGCCUCCAUUUCAGUAUGUUCUCUGCACAGCCACAUCCCCUGCUGUAAAGCUGCAUGAAGAAACCCUUACCUAUCUCAACCAAGGUCAGUCUUAUGAAAUCCGUCUACUUGAGAAUAGGAAAUUGGGAGAGUUUCAAGAUUUAAACACAAAAUAUGUAAAGAGCAUCCUUCGGGUGGUUUUCCAUGAUCGGCGUCUGCAAUACACAGAACACCAGCAGCUGGAGGGCUGGAGAUGGAGUCGGCCUGGGGACCGCAUCCUUGAUAUAGAUAUCCCACUGUCAGUCGGUAUCUUGGAUCCCAGGACCAGCCCGACCCAGCUAAACACUGUUGAAUUUCUGUGGGAUCCAUCCAAAAGAGCAUCUGCAUUCAUUCAGGUACAUUGUAUCAGCACAGAAUUUACACCAAGGAAACAUGGUGGAGAGAAAGGGGUGCCCUUCAGGAUACAAAUCGACACAUUUAAACAGAAUGAGAAUGGCGAAUAUACCGAACACUUGCAUUCUGCAAGCUGCCAGAUCAAAGUGUUCAAGCCUAAGGGAGCUGACAGAAAGCAGAAAACGGACAGAGAGAAAAUGGAGAAGAAGACUGCCCAAGAGAAGGAGAAAUACCAGCCCUCCUAUGAUACGACCAUUCUCACAGAGUGUUCUCCAUGGCCAGAUUUGCCUUAUCAAGUGAACAAUGCUCCGUCUCCAAGCUACAACAGUUCUCCAAACAGCUUCAGCCUUGGAGAUGGCAACAGUUCUCCAACCCACCAAGUGGAGCUCCUGCCUCCCAGCAACGAUCACCUCCUUCCCUCUGCUUCCAUUCAAGAUGUCCAGCAGUGGCUUCAUCAUAAUAGGUUUUCUCCAUUCUGUAGACUCUUCUCAAGUUUCUCGGGUGCUGACUUACUGAAGAUGUCCAAAGAAGAUUUUGUUCAGAUCUGUGGGCCUGCUGAUGGAAUUCGGCUCUUCAAUGCAAUCAAAGGAAGAAACGUAAGGCCUAAAAUGACAAUUUAUGUCUGUCAAGAACCAGAGCAGAACAGGUCUCAUCUGCACCAAAAACGAGAGAAUGGAGAUGGUAAUCUGUGUGUAUAUCAUGCAGUCUUCUUGGAAGAGCUGACAACCCUGGAAUUAAUUGAGAAGAUUGCAAACUUGUAUAGCAUUUCCCCACAGCAGAUAAAUCGGAUCUAUCGACAAGGACCUACAGGGAUCCAUGUAUUAGUGAGCAAUGAGAUGGUGCAAAACUUCCAGGAUGAGUCUUGUUUUGUUAUCAGCACAUUAAAAGCUGAAAGCAAUGAUGGCUACCACAUCAUUUUAAAAUGACCACUCGGCCUAGCAGGACUGUAACAGCCUAAAACUACAAUGCCUCACCAAGAUUGCUGCAACCCAGACUGGAAGCAUGAAGAUCCAUUUGGAUAAAGCGCUCCCAUGAACUGCAAAAUACCAAAGGUCUUAAGGAAAAAGAAACUUUUGUAGACAAGUGGUUUUCUGAGAAUGGAGAUGACAAUAUCUUCAGAGUCUGUAUUUUUCUACCCCUUCUCUCCUAUUUAGGCUUUUAAGUUGUUGAGGGUCCUGCUUUAUUGCUCAGAUACAUCUGCCUUUUUCUAAAGGGAAAUGCAAAAUGAAAAGCAAUUCUCAUGGCUGGAACUGGUUUAUCUACAGUGUCUUCUGAGUACUCUUUCAUUCAGCACCAGUCUCAUCUCAGAUGCAAGCUCUUAUUCUCUUUCUAGGCAGAGGACUAUGGGUGGGAUCCACAAACGGGUGUAGGUGUAACAACAUUGAGGGUCAUAGUGCCUAGAAAAUCCCCGGAACAACGCCAGAAGCCACAAAGCCAAUUUAGGCACCUCGGCUCCCUGUACAAUGAAUGGGGCGAGAUAAGCACCUUUGACUGUGAUCCACAAAGUCAACAUGCUGCAUGGAGGCACCUAUCUUGGCUAGUGAUCCACAAACUGGAGGAACACAGGUGCUUGGCUGCUCCUGUGGGACCCAAAACAUAACAGCUGGGGUGGGGGGAGAGGAAGGGGAGGAAGACCUCCCUUAUCGUUAGCUUGGUGGAUAGGGUACUCUCACAGGAUGUGGGAGAUACUCAGGGCAAGUGUGCCGCCGCCUCCGCAUCCUGAGGAGUAGAGAAGUGGAAGAUCCCUGUUCGAGAUUCUCUCAGGUGAGGUCCCUAUCCACCAGGCUAUGGAAAAUCCUGAGGUGGUGUUCCUUCAGUUUCUCCUGUUGAAGUUGUUCCAUUGUUUGUUUAAAGUGGAAUCUUUAGAUGCCUAAGUCUGCGUUCUGGCCCAAUUAAUAUUUAAGUAUCUGCAUGCAUCCCAUCUUGUGUUCCUAUAACCAGUCAGUCAUGGCUGUUUGUGAUUCACACUGCAUUGUUCCAUCUGUCCUCUUAAACAACCAACCAACACGUUCCUCUCCAUCUCAGUGCUCCUGGUGAGCCUUUUGUCCUGCUGCCUUCCCAGUCAAUUUGACAACACAGCAGAUACUGGGCUAAUUUCCAUUUUUGGUACCCUGCUAAGCUUUCUCUAGACCUCUUCUCCAUCUGUCCCCUCUUUUUUCACUCAGCUGUAUGACCUGCUUUCAAAAUAAAUAUAUGUAAUUUUUGGUAGCUACAUCUGUUCCACUGUUGCUAUUAGAGGUGAAUGUGUAUUGUUCCAUUUUAGCAUGCUGCCCAGAAGGACUUCACAUGGAUGGAAAUAUACGCACAUACAAUCCAAUGAUUUUUUUUUUUUGGAGGAUACAAACAAGGACAAAUCAACUUGAGGCAAAUGGUUCACACCAUGUUAUAUUUUUUUAGCUUAGAAUAGCUUCAGUCAAGUGCAUUGUUUUUUGAGAAAGUGCUUUUGAAGUGGUAGACUGACUUUAAAGCUCUUGACAACUUAACUCUGUAUUUAUUCCAUUCAACAAAAGCUUUUGGUAACUGAUACUUGCUGUAAGCAUUAGGAUUUAGUUGUGGUAGCUUCUGUUUUCUACAUAAGCUAUCUGCUGUAGCAAAUGCAAUCAAGUAUCUGGGUAGCCGUGUUAGUUUAUGCAAUCAGUUUAUUUGAAUCUAAGAUCAGGUAAGGGGGCAUUCAGAAUACGUGCUCCUCACAGACAUCUGCUGUGUCAUUCUUGCUUCCUGUUGGCAUACCUGUAUCUACCAGUCUCCUUUUCAUCUUUAUGGGCCUGAUCUGGCUCCCAUUGAUUUCAGUUGAAGCUGGAUCAGGUCCUUGUUGCAUUUCACUCUUUUUGGUGGCUAAUUAGGAAGGCUGAUUGAAAAUGAGAAUUUCUUUCCUGUGGGCAAUUGAGACUUUGCCAUUUGUUUUUCUGCCCAGAGUUGGUCUGAACAGUUGAAAUGCAAAACGUUUCACAGAACGAAAAGUUUCGAAAAACAGCCGUUUUGGAAAUGUUGAAACAAAUGUUUCAAAUUGGAAGUGUCAAAACAUUGUCAAAAUGAGUUGUAGUUCAAGUGCCUCCUGCUCCACUUCUCCCCUGUGGGCUGGACUCCAGUUCCCAUGAUGCAUUGUGUAGUAGCUUAGCCAGUAGGGGUGGAGUGGGAGGUGUGCGUGGUGGCAUAGUGCAUUAUGGAAGAUGUAAUGUGGACUGGAGUCCAGCCCACAGAGGAAAAUGGGGACGCAGGGCACUCUAGCAAAUUGAUUGAUUAAUUUCUAAUGGACACACAACAAUUAUGAUUUUUUUCAAAUAAAUAAAAUGGGGGUGGGGGUGGGAAAUCAACAUUUUCCAAUGGAAGGGUUUAACAGAAACUGCCUCUUCGUGCCCCCGCUCAGGCCCCCCACCCUCCCCCAGGAACAGUUACUACAGAUAUUUCCCAGCCCCCUCUGCUAAUUAACAUUUCAAAUACAGGCCUCGCUCUUGCCCAAUUGGCUGCUUUGUAUGCUGUACCAGCUGAAACUUUGUGCAGAAAGGUGGCCAAAACUCUGGUUGAAUGAAUUUUAUUCAAAUUGCAGCAGGGCACUUUGCUUGUGCCCCUUGUUUCCUGGGUGCGAGAUCUGAGCCACGUAGUUCUAUCAGUCUGAGUGCUCCACUCCUUUAUAUGGACCCCUUGAUUAAGAUGAAGUGUGAAGCUGAGGCAGUGCCACAGAACUUCUCUGGGCACAAGUCAGGGGGCUGGAAUGUCUUUGAUUUUGAAAUGAAAAACACUCUUUCCUGGAGGGGGCAAGGGAUGGAAAAUUCCUUCUAUAAGAGCUCCGCUGUGUAGCCAGGAGGCUACUGCUGCCUACUAGCUGCAGUGGGGCCAAACUGGGGAGAGCAUAGGUAAGACAUUCAUUUGCAUGCUGAGGGUCAUCCUAAGCUCAGCUCUCAUAGAGACAAUCAUUCUCUGUGCCGUGCACUUGAGACUUUCUCCUGCUCGAUAAGGGGGUUUAGGAACUUCUUAGAACUAAAGUCGGGUCUUGCUGGGAUGUGGGAUCCUAAGCUGUAGUUAAAAGUAGAUAUGACUUCAGCUAAGAAUCUGGAGUUAAGGGGUUAGAACCUACUCCUCUAUCUCAUCAGAAAGAACCUGAGAAUACUUUACAAUCAGAUUCUUCUGGGACUUGCAAAAUCCUUUGCAUUACAGUGUGUGAAUGUUUGGAAAUGAGUGGAGGUGGGAGGAAAUGUGUGGUGUUCGGCUAGCGUUGCCAGAAAAGAAAUCCAACUUAAAAGGCCCAGAGGUGCCUUGAAAAUGUCAGCCAAAAUGUUCAUGAGCCACUGAAGCUUUAGACUUGUAAGUUCUGCUCUUCUGUAUGUGCUUAAUGUUAUGCACGGACUUCAGUGGCACUACUUCACAGCAUCAGGGCCUGUUUUUGAAACUACUGUAUUUAACUACCAGUUUAGGCACCUGGCAAUUUAAUACUGCCCUACAUCCUAAGACAUUAAAUGCAUAAAUAACAAUGUCGAGUGACAAAGUCCUGUAGCACCUUAUAGACUAACAGACGUAUUGGAGCAUAAGCUUUCGUGGGUGAAUACCCACUUCGUCAGACGCAUGUGACGUCUAUAAGGUGCCACAGGAGUUCUUGUCACUUUUUACAGAUCCAGACUAAGACGGCUACCCCUCUGAUACAUGAAUGUCAAGAGUCUAACUGGGACCAAGAAAUUUAGAGUUGACGUUUCUUGUUCUGUUCUUAACUUACAUGUAGCUUCCCUAGUUUUAAAGCACAUACUCUGUGUGUUGCAUUGUUAGUUUCCUAUUGAUGAGUGGUGCACAACUUCCACUAAUCAUGGAGGUGUCAGGUAGCGAUUCCAUACUUCAGGCUGUGUUCUAAAAUGAGAAAAAUAUUCUAGUUUUUAUCUAAGUGUAGGUAGCUAAUUGGUGUGAAGUUUCACACUGGGUUAAUUUUUAUUCUCUUUGAAGUUCCCAUAUGGUUUCUCUUAAUAAUUCUAAAUUUAAAAUUUGGGCUUUGCCUGAAUUUUUUCCUUUGCCGUCCUAUUUUAUAUUGUAGAACAAUAUCUCCUGAAAAUGUUGCGUACCUCCCUGAAAAUAGUUGAGCAAAUCUGAAUAGUUUUGUUUUUUUAAAAUUACUAAUUGGACUUCUCAUUUUCAGAAGAAAUCCUACUGUCCUAAAGCUCUGGGACCACAGCAGUGCUUAAAUACAACACUCUGAGCAGGAGAUGGAGAGGCCAUAGUUCUGAAUUUUCUGGAAAAUUUCACUCGUGUUUUUAGAGGGAUCAUUUAUAAAAACUAAAUGUAAUGCAGAUUGGUUUAUUACUCUGGUUUAUUUUAAAAAACAAUUUCCCCAUAAGUGUAGGAGAUACGGUUACCAAGUAGUAAGAAAUUCUGGUCAACUCUGCCCUCAUCCUAGUUAGAGGUAUGAUUAUUAUUUUUUAAAGCUGAAAUACAUAUAUGGGUAUUACCCCAAUGUGGAUGCAGUUAUACCAGUAUAAAGGUGCCAUACACCAUUUUAGCUUUGUUCCUUUCUCAUACAGGAAUAAGCUAUACUGGCAUAAGCACUCUUAAACCAGUACAAUACUAGGGAGGAGUAUAUUGCUUUAAUUGUACUCAUAUAGUUAGUGAUAAAACUUUUUAUGUAUAGAAAUGCCCUAACUUGUGAAGGAAUAAUUAUAGUUCUACUGGGAUUACACUGACUCAAUGGGACGCUUGGGAGACUGCAUUUGUGCAAUGAAAACCUAUCUGUACAAAUCUGUGGAGGUGCAUCCUGGCUAUAACGGUGCAUUUUAAGAACUUCCUGCUGCCCAAUUUCAGGGCUACUCGGUUUUUUUCGAACACCUACAUAGGCAGGUUAUUUAAUAUAAUAUGUCCUAAAGGCCAUAUGGGAGUUUGCAUUGACUAAAAAGAUCAUGCUGCAUAAUCCGCAGACUGUGCUGUGAUGGAUGCAUAGACUAAAAAUCCUUAUCAAUACACUGCCAGUGCAUAUAGGGACACUGGUCAGAGCAAUAUCUUUGGGUCAAAUCUAGGCGCAUGAUACAGGCAAACCUCCCACUGCAGUUGCCUGAGUAAAGACUGAGCAAAGACUUCAGAUUUUGUCCUCUUGGCUGUUCUGUAUGUGUGCUAAAUGUCUAAAGGAAGAAAUCUCCACUAUGCUCAAAUUACUUUGGAAUAACCUAGUUUUAAUUUAUAGCAGAUUUGGAAUCUAUAGAAGUGCCUUAAUGUCUGAAACCUGUUACGAGUUUGCCCUCUCUGUUGUGCUUUUAAACCCGAACCAAAGCUCUGCUUCACUCCCUCAGGAGAAUGAGAUUUCUGUACUAUGCCUCUCUUCAGCUUUUCGUCCAGUAGAACUUAGAUUCCUGGAGGGUGUAAUGAAAACACACACUGUAUCCUGAAUGGUUGUGGGAUCUGCAACAGUCACAAUGCAAUUUCUGGCUCAGAGCAGGAUAGACGGGUGUGAAUGAAAGCAAUUUGACACCUCCCAGUGUGUUAAGAGGCACGAACGUAUUCCCAAAACAGAGCCACAGCAACAGCUGAAAUUAUUUAAUAAAUCACCUUAUCAACAGGAAUACAGGAGUAAGUGUGCUGGGACAAUUAGUGCCUAAUUGGUGGUGGUUAGAGAAGUCUGAAAAGCACCUAAAUAUGCAUCUAUUUAGCUUCUGGAGGAAAAGGUACAAAUGUAUUGAUUUGAAUGAGUACCGUCAUCUUAAAAUGAGACAGUUGCUGUUAGUCAAAAUGUAAACUCCACUUGCUGCCCCAGGUACCUACUCCUUGUUAUGUUAAUUGGCCAGAAUUUAAACAGUCUGGGAUGUCUCCUGAUGCUUUUCAGACUUAGCUCUAGUUGUACUGAGUGGGAUCUAACUGGAUAUAAAAUCUCAUGUUAAACACAUUGACAAAUAUCUAUGGUUGUUUUUUUUUUAAAUCUAUGGAGGGCAAUUUCCUAAUCAUGUAAUAAUGUAAACUGUACUGUGUAUAUUGACAUGUAUAUGAGCUAGGUAUUUGCUGUGUCCUUUGGCUUUAGUUGGCAUUCUGCUUUGUUUAAUUUCUAUUCACUAUAAUGAACUUUGGUUGAUCAAGCUUAGAGGCCCAACUGAUCUCACUGAGUAGACAUUUAAAAGUGUGUAAUCAUUGCUGUGGUUUGAAUUAAGCUUGGUACGCUUGAAAUUUGUUGCGUUUCUAUGGUAUAAACACAGUGCCUUGGUAAAGACAACCAUAUUUUUACACUAAUGCUGUUACUCUAUUGUAGCUUCUGGAAGACUGAGUUAAAGGCAGUUUAAAAAAUAAAUAAAUUGGGCAAAGCUUUGAAAUAAAAGCCAUUCCCUGAGCAGAACAACCACACAGCAACUAUGGUAGCUUGGUGAUGUAUUGCUUAAAUGUUUUGUUGCAAUUCCAACAAUCCUUCAAAGGAUGACAGUGCUAGGGGUUUAAUUUGACUGUACUUUCAAAGAAAUGCUUGCUCAGAUUGUAAUUAUUUUCUUCCUCCUUCAGCUAUGAAAUGGUUAACUUUCUGUGUAAUAAGCCAAUACUCAUUAAUACUUUGCUUAGGUUAUGAUAUUCUGUUUGACAGCACAAUGUACUCCGAAUGGGGCAAAAGUUGUCUGCUGGGAUUGGCAUCUUUUACAUGGAUACAUAUUAAAAGGCAGACUUGGCGUAUAUAUUUUAAUACACCCGUCUGUUUAAAAAUGGGUUAAGAUGGUGCCUAAUUUUCUGUGCAUUUCAGAUUUGUACCUUUUUUUGGUAAUUCCCUAAAAUUUUUUCAGCUCUUCCCACUCCACCCCCCAAAGAUUUUUCCAUUAUUUUUAAUGGCUUGUAUUUCUCUAAAUUUAAAGUAAUCCUUUAUUUUCCCAGUUUGAUUGGGGUAGGUGUUUUUCUUUCCAAGGGCUUUUGGAAUCCCUUCUCUUCACUGACAAUGCAGUCAUUGACCAGUAAGCCUAUGUGAUUAGCAAAGGGCGAAUGGAGGUGGGUAGAAUGGAGGCUGAGACGUACCAGUUGUGAGUAAUACUGCCACACUUCUUGGUUUUUUUGUACGUGAAAUAAAAAGCAUAUUUUGCACUGGCUAUUGUACUGUUGUGCAGAAGAAAAGAAAUCUGUAUCUAGAAUCUGUGCUCCAGUCAAAAUGCAAAUAAACUUGUUUGU